Adineta ricciae is the source of this 1413-nucleotide messenger RNA. The record is from the annotation of a GenBank genome assembly. NCBI's taxonomy places the organism in Eukaryota, Metazoa, Rotifera, Eurotatoria, Adinetida, Adinetidae.
AUGCUGAUAAAAAUCAUGAUUUGCCACAGAUUUCUUAAGAAGAUGACUUGUGUAAUACGACAAUUGUCAGCUGAUAUUCCAACUGAAAAUUAUCAUCCUCGCAAACUUUUCCGUGCUGUUACCUAUGACGCAAUGUCAUCAUCUCGUAAACGACUUUUAAGCGAACAGAAUGAAAGUUCGGACGGGAUGAUGAAAUUCCCUAAUGACGAUAUUUGCUUAACAAAACGAAGCAAAAUAGAAUCGCUGGACAAUGACUCAUGCGGCAAUAAUAUAUAUAGAAAUAAUCAUCAAUGUCACAUGCACUCUCCUAUUCUGACUUCGCCUUUCGAGAACGUCAAACCUUGUCGACAAUUGUCUUGUGACCAAAAACAUCGUAUAAAUACUGUUACCGAUAGAUCAUCGACUACUACUAAAAACGAAAAUAUGCUUGUCUGUCAACAAACAUCUGUUGCCGAUAAAUGUAAUGAAGGCGAACAAGAAGGGAAGAAUACUUCGUCGAUUUUCAUUACAUGUGCACAAUUCGCUAUCUACGUAGCAACGAUAAUGAACACUUCCAACGGAAAACUGCUAAUUAUUGACUGCGGCUCCCCAUUACGACAUAACGAACGACGUAUCAAAGAAUCUUUUCUAUUAAAUGUUAACGAUAAAUUAUCUCGAAAGCGUCUAACGACUCGUGGUUUAAAGAACUUCAUUGAUCAACAUCAACUACAUCGAUUAGAUCAAUCGGAAAUCGUCAUUCUUUACGAUGAUUCAAUCACUUCUUCAUGUUCAAAUUCCAUCACUCAACCAAAACUAUCUUCAACCAUUCAAUGUAUUUUCGACCAAAUCCAACAAUACGAUUCAAACAAAAUCGUCUACGUUCUCCAAUCCUCUUUUGACGAAUUCUAUCAACAUUAUCCAACAUGCUGUUAUGUAAGUUCAGCAGACUCACUUACAACAGAUCAUAUAUCACCAUCACCUUCGAUUGAUCUUGAUACAUAUGAGAUGUCACAAAUCUUACCAGGUCUUUAUCUGGGCAAUGCUCGCGACGCUGAAGAUCGAAAUUUGUUAAAAUACAAUGCGAUCAAAGCAAUAAUUAACAUCUCAACAACUAUUCCAUGUCAUUACCAAGACGAUCAUUCAUUGGAUUAUUUACAAUUGAAUUGUCAAGAUUCAACUCAAGAGAAUCUUCUUCAACAUUUUGACAAAACGUUUGAAUAUAUUCAGAAGAAAUUAGCAUCGAACGAGAAUGUUCUUGUUCAUUGUCAAGGUGGGAUUAGUCGUAGUCCAUCAUUUGUUAUUGGUUAUUUGAUGAGAUAUCAUUCGAAGACAUUUAAUCAAGCUUAUUUGUUUGUUAAGGAGAAGAGAAGAAUCAUCAAUCCAAAUCUGAAUUUUCUCGCUCAGUUAACACGUUAUGAACAAAUGAUCGAAUAA